AUGGCACCCAGCCCGAAUGGCAUGAUGUUGAAGCCCCACUUCCAUAAGGACUGGCAUGGCAUGGCCUCAUGGUUCAACCAGCCAGCGGGGAAGAUCUGCAGACUCAAGGUCGGGAAGCCAAAGCAAGGCCCAGAGCCUCCAUGUCCGGACCCAUCCAGCCCAUCCCAUGGUGCCCCCACAGUGAGGUAUCACACCAAAGUGCAAGUUGGCAGGGGCUUCAGCAUGGAAGGGCUAUGGGUGGCUGGCCUACACAAGAAGGUGGCAUGGACCAUUGGAAUCUCAGUGAGUCCAAGAAGGUGGAACAUGUCCACAGAGUCCCUGCAGGCCAAUGUGAAGUGGCUGAAGGAGUAUGGCUCCAAGCUCAUCCUCUUCCCCAAGAAGCCAUCAGCCCCUAAGGAGGGAGAUGGCUCUGCUGAAGAACUCAAAUUGGCUACCCAGUUGACAGGACCAGUCAUGCCCAUGUGGAAUGUCUGUAAGAAGGAGAAAGCCAGAGUCAUUAGAGAGGAGAACUUCAAGGCAUUCGCUGGUCUUCACGUGGUCCAUGCCCAUGCCUGGCUCUUUGGCAUCUGGGCAAAAAGAGCCAAGGAAGCUGCAGAACAGGAUGUUGAGAAGAAAAAAAUAAAGUAUCACUGGCAACUUCCACAGUCUCUGGGCCUCGGCAGCAGCACGGUCUCUCCAACAUUCCUGGUUGCGGCCGACACCCGGCCACUGCUCAGUGAGACCAUUUGCAGUGGGGUGGUGCAGGUCAAAGCCGCAGUCCCUCGGGAAACACGGCCACAUCUGAGAUAA
This is a messenger RNA of Neofelis nebulosa (Clouded leopard), 789 nucleotides long. RefSeq names its product large ribosomal subunit protein eL13-like. The record is from RefSeq and is a predicted model, not a curated record. Gene Ontology annotation, biological process: translation. NCBI's taxonomy places the organism in Eukaryota, Metazoa, Chordata, Mammalia, Carnivora, Felidae. Gene Ontology annotation, cellular component: ribosome; cytosolic large ribosomal subunit. Gene Ontology annotation, molecular function: structural constituent of ribosome; RNA binding.